Saitoella complicata NRRL Y-17804 is the source of this 915-nucleotide messenger RNA. RefSeq lists its product as uncharacterized. The record is from RefSeq and is a predicted model, not a curated record. Lineage: Eukaryota; Fungi; Ascomycota; Saitoellomycetes; Saitoellales; Saitoellaceae. Bases 77 to 796 code for a protein of 239 amino acids. The transcript has a single exon.
AGACGGGCGCCAUGAGCGGAGGACAUGAUGACUGCGUGUUGCCGCGUCAGAUGGUCCGGCAAGCUGGUAUACAGUCAUGAACUCAAUACACCGAGGCCAUCCUGACUGGAGCAUCGUCGGCUACGACCGCUGGCAUCGCGGAAAAAGCGAUGAUCUGCCACGGAAUGCGGAGGAACAUGACUUGACUACAGCCACGGCUGAUCUAGAUGCCUUUUUACAUGAAGUAUUGAAGGGUGGGCACAGCAAGUGGGAGAUUGUGCUGAUCGGGAACAGUAUCGGAUGUUCGUUGGCGAGGUUAUUGGCGACGGGUUAUGCUUGGAAUGUCAAGGGCAUCAUCCUCCUCGACUCGUAUAUGGCAAACUCCAACUUCGCAGACUGUUUCCCUCCCAGAUGUACGGACGAGGAUUCCAGACUAACAGCAGCACGUGAGGCCGUCGUCGCAUUUCUAGGCCCAGACGUUGACAGCCUCGAACAUCUCCGCCGGAACAACGCAGCCUCCGUUCUCCCCUCAGCAUCGGAGCCAAAGUUACCUGGAGAUCCGGUGUUGAUCGUUGCGUCUCAUGAUCCUGUACGUAAUUCAGAGCUUACGGCGUGUCGUUUGGGAAUCGAUGCAGGAGCUUUGCUGGAGGCGUUCGAGAGGAAGUGGCAUGAGUAUUUUGAGGGAUUGACAGAGCUGAGUGGGAGGAGUCAGGAGUUACGGGCUGUUGAAGGGGCUAGUCAUUUCAUCCAAAUCGAUAAGUCUGGAGAAGUUGUAAAGAUGAUAGAGGAGGUGGUGGAGAAGAUCACCGGUGCGUAGCGGGUGUGGGAGGAGUUUGGAGAAGGCCUUGGCCUGAGGAGCGGCAGCUGAACUAGCGAUUUGGAGCAUCAAGCAUACCUAGAUAAUUCAAUGGCAAAAGAGCGAAAGCAUAGAAGUAC